GCCGGGCCUGGGCCGGGCCGGGCCGGGCAGGACGGCGGAGCAAGGCGAUGCUUGGGCUGGGCAGUGAUGGAGGUCCGCUGCGGGGGGCUGCUCUUCAGCUCCCGCUUCGACUCGGGUAACCUGGCGCGGGUCGAGCAGGUGGAGCCGCUCGGGGCGGGGGGCGGCCCCGUGGCCUGGGGCACCGCCCUCCCCGCCGCCGACUACGAGUUCAAUGUGUGGCUGCAACCUGACUGUGCCCAAACCGAGUACGAGAAUGGCAACAGGUCCUGGUUCUACUUCAGCGUGCGGGGGGGUGCUCCGGGGAAGGUGAUCAAGCUGCACAUCGUGAACAUGAACAAGCAGAGCCGGCUGUACUCCCAGGGCAUGUCCCCCUUCGUUCGAACCCUGCCGGUGCGGCCCCGCUGGGAGCGCAUCCGUGAGCGGCCCAGCUUCGAGAUGGUGGAGACGCAGUUUGUGCUGUCCUUCGUGCACCGCUUCCUGGAGCACCGUGGGGCCACCACCUACUUUGCCUUCUGCUACCCCUUCUCCUACACGGAGUGCCAGGAGAUGCUGGCGCAGCUGGACAGCCGUUUCCAGGAGUGCCGGCACAUGUCUCCUAGCAGCCCCCUUGACUCUGUUUAUUACCACCGGGAGCUGCUCUGCCAUUCCCUGGACAAGCUGCGAGUGGACCUGCUCACCAUCACCUCGUGCCACGGCAUGCUGGAGAAGCGGGAGCCCCGGCUGGACAAGCUCUUCCCAGAUACCGCCACUCCCCGGCCUCACCGCUUUGCAGGGAAGAGGGUGUUUUUCCUGAGCAGCAGAGUGCACCCAGGAGAAACACCCUCCAGCUUUGUCUUCAAUGGCUUCCUGGACUUCAUCCUGCGUGAGGAGGACCCCCGUGCCCAGAUGCUGAGGCGGAUGUUCGUCUUUAAGCUCAUUCCCAUGCUGAACCCUGAUGGGGUGGUACGAGGCCACUAUCGAACUGACUCCCGUGGGGUAAACCUGAACCGCCAGUAUCUCAACCCGGAUGCUGAGCUGCACCCCGCGGUGUAUGGAGCCAAAGCCAUCCUCCUGUACCACCACGUUCACAGCCGUGUCCUGCCAGGCUCUCCCGACUGGAGGACAUACAUCUCCCCCCUCAGCACCAGUUCAUUAAGCACAAAAUCCUACAACCAUUCCCUCCACAGCAGCACCCCAUCCUCACAGGGAGCCCUCUCGGAGCUGGAGAAAGCCAAUAACCGCCGCAACUCGCCCAAGGCCUGGCAGGCCAGUGUGUACCUCAGCCCCUCUCAGGAAGCCCGGCUCCCAGGAGUGCCGCCCUCCCACCCGGGCAGCAAAGACCCAGCUAUCUGGAUUCUCUCUUCGAGCCGCACCUUAGAGCACUGUGAGGAGGAAGCCCAGAGGCCUCCAACACCUCUCCCUGAAGCCAUCCCGCCCCAGGACAGUGGGCUGGCCUACUAUGUCGAUCUCCACGGACAUGCCUCCAAGCGUGGCUGCUUCAUGUAUGGCAACAGUUUCAGUGAUGAAAAUGAUCAGGUGGAGAACAUGCUCUUCCCCAAACUCAUCUCCUUGAACUCACCUUACUUUGACUUCAUGGGCUGCAACUUCUCAGAGAAGAACAUGUACGCCAAAGACAAGCGGGACGGGCAGUCGAAGGAGGGCAGCGGGCGAGUGGCCAUCUACAAAGCCCUGGGGAUCAUCCACAGCUACACACUGGAGUGCAACUACAACACGGGGCGCUUCGUGAACACCAUCCCUCUGGCCUGCCAUGACAAUGGGAGGGCCAGCCCACCGCCCCCCACUGCCUUUCCUUCCAAAUACACUGUGGAGUUGUUCGAGCAGGUUGGGAGAGCCUUGGCUGUGGCAGCGCUGGACAUGGCAGAGUGCAAUCCCUGGCCCCGGAUCAUCCUUUCGGAGCACAGCUGCCUCAGCAACCUGCGAGCCUGGAUGCUAAAGCACGUGCGCAGCAUGAAGGGUGCCAGCGGGGGCCCAUGGAGGAGAGGAGGUUCCAAGACCCCCCCCAAGAGCUCCAUCAGACUCUCCACCUCAAACUCCGAUAAUGCCCUGUCCCGCAUAAGGAGCUUCAGCAAUGGUACCAGCGGGAGUGGCAGCAGCCAGCAGGAUUCACCACAGAUCAAAGUCUCCCCCAGCUUCACCUUCAGCUGCAGCAGGCCCUUGGGUCUGGCUGCUGCGAGCCAGAGUCCUCCAAAGCACAGCACCAGAGCCUCGGCACCAGGCAGAGGGACCCUGCCAUUGGUCGCCCAGACAGCACCAAGUACAGGCACCAGCCACAGUCCACGGGAGGCCCAGCAAGGUGCAGAACCAGUGGCUGAUCAUGGCCCAGCACAGCUGCAGGCGAUCCCCAGGAAGCUGGAUGCCAGGAGAGCGCAGCAACCCGGGCACCCCCCACGCCCCAGCAGGAUCCCUGUGCGGAGGAAAGGGGCAGUGACUGGGCAGAACCCACCAGGGCUCCACACCAACAGCACCACAGCCUACCAGGCCAGGACAUUCAGCCAGGACAGGCCCCAGGCCUCACAGUCUUCACCAGGUAGGGCACAGUGUGGGGCUGCAAGGCUGCAGCACCCACUCAGUGCCCAGUGCAAGAGGGGACCAUCGCCCCUAGGCAUGAUGGGUGCCCUCAGUGUGCUGCACCAGGACCCCACAACCCCCAGGCCUGGGACAGCCCUACUGGUGGCCAACACUAGUCCCUGUCCCUGCAGGGCUCUGCUCAGAGCCCCCUGCACUCCCCGAGGGGGUGCAGAGCACCGAGGGACUCCUCCUGUGUGGGGACAAGUUCCUGCACCCCCAGGUACGGCCCUGCAGGGCUGCACUGCGGACAUGGGGACCCCUGCCCAGCUUUGUCCUGCACUAGCGGGGCCGGGGCAGGGGCCACGGUCCUGGGGAGGGGGCACCAUUCUCACUGCCCCAGCCCCUCUGCUCCCUCACAGCAUCCAGCUGCGGGCCCUCCCUCGCUCAGCUCCUACCGGCAGCUCCUCUCAUUCUGCACUGAAGCCUGACCGUGCUCUGGCACCCCGGACCCCCAGCGUGGGGCAGGGCUGGGCUCCCCCUGCCACGGGCCUUGGCCGGACUAAAGCUGCAGCUCUGCCCAGGAGCCCUGUCUGCUGCCGCUGCACCAUUCACCCCACACCGUGCCUACGCCUGCAGCGGCCACCCCUGCUGGCCCACAGUAGCUCCCAGUAAUAGCAGGCUCCCACUGGGGACAGCCCCACUCCUCCCCGCGGGACCGGCGGAGGGGCCUGGUACAGGAGGGAGGGGUCAGGGAUUUUUACACCACACGGUUUCGCAUUGUAUUACUGUGUUUCCGUUAAAGUUUGUUUGGAAGAA
Molecule: messenger RNA, 3324 nt
Organism: Melopsittacus undulatus (budgerigar)
Lineage: Eukaryota; Metazoa; Chordata; Aves; Psittaciformes; Psittaculidae
Gene: AGBL5
Product: AGBL carboxypeptidase 5
Exons: 13
Coding region: 67-3180 (1037 amino acids)
Biological process (GO): proteolysis; protein deglutamylation
Molecular function (GO): zinc ion binding; metallocarboxypeptidase activity
Source: RefSeq, a predicted model, not a curated record